AUGGAAUCGGUGCGUAAGGCGAAACAACGUUUACGCAACUAUCCAAUAUUAUUAGGAAAAUGUGCCGAAUCGGCAACAGUUUAUGCAGCUUGUGUGACCAGGGAUUUGAAUGUUCAACACAAAACCUGCGACAAAGAGUUUCAAUUGUUUAAAGAUUGUUUAAAAACUGCUGCCAAAGAAAUGAAAACAAAAUUAUAAAUCAUAAAAAAACGCAAAAAACG
Musca vetustissima is the source of this 221-nucleotide messenger RNA. RefSeq lists its product as uncharacterized. NCBI's taxonomy places the organism in Eukaryota, Metazoa, Arthropoda, Insecta, Diptera, Muscidae. Gene Ontology annotation, cellular component: mitochondrion. The record is from RefSeq and is a predicted model, not a curated record. The transcript has a single exon. Bases 1 to 198 code for a protein of 65 amino acids. Gene Ontology annotation, biological process: mitochondrial respiratory chain complex I assembly.